GUCGUUGCAUGCAAGUGAUAUUUCUACCAUUUCCUUAGUGUCCUUUUCCACCCCAUGAACGCUACCAUUAUGGCAACCCGCCCCUUCCGCCGUCGCUCAUCAGUCCACGAACAACAGGUGUCUCACCAUUUUAAAAGAUAUUCAUGGGAAGCACCUCCGUCAAAGACUAUCUACGCUGGUCUCUCAGUUUUGUUCGAUGAUGAUGGCGCAACAGUAGCUAUUGCGAUUCGUGAUGCGACCUAUCUCCUUGACUUUGUUCAGGACGACCUCACCGCAGACGGGGAGCAAUCCCUUUGCACGCAGAUCGUUGAUUAUGUCCUGCAUAAUUUGCGUCAAUACAGCGAAGAGCGCCUCGAGAAGUUCAUCGGAUUGGCCAUGCCGACCACCGUGGCGAAGAAAUGCUCGACUCUCUGUUCCAAACUCUGGGGGGAACUUGAUAUCAUCCCAUUGGUCUUGCCCGAAGAAAGUAGCGUCGGCAGUGACAACGUCUCUAACCAUCCUAUUCGCAAGUCCACAGGCUGGGAGAUCAAGAGUGUCGAUGAACAAGCGGAGUCCAUGGGACGGAAAUGUGUUAGGCUCUUCGGACCGGAAAACAUCCCCUUGUUGCAAGUCGGGUUCCUAGGCUUGGUUGAGGUUGACACUGCUUUUCACGUGCGGUUGACGAACCUAGAGGAUUUUCAAAAGACUGUCACUCCAAAGACCUGGGAUGCGGUUCAAUAUUAUGCUUCCGAUCUCAAGAAGAGAAAGACCAGGGUCGCGUUCUUCAGCGCCACACCCCAAGGUGGUGGUGUUGCUCUUAUGAGACAUGCUCUUGCUAGAUUUUCCUAUUCCUUGGGAACCGAUAUUAGAUGGUACGUGCCCAAGCCCAGACCCGGGGUUUUCCGCAUCACAAAGACCAAUCAUAAUAUCCUGCAAGGAGUCGCAGCUCCAGAUGAGCGCUUGAGCCAGGAGGACUGGGACAAGGUCAUUGAUUGGAUUGAUGAAAAUGCAAAGCGCUACUGGCUCAGUCCGGGUGGCCCUCUGCGUCAUCCUUCCGAGGGAGGUGCCGAUGUGAUUAUCAUCGAUGACCCACAGAUGCCUGCCUUGAUUCCCAUUGCCAAGAAGAUGGCACCCGACAGGCCGAUUAUCUUCCGAAGCCAUAUCCAGAUUCGGAGUGAUCUUAUUGCCCAGAAAGGCUCGCCACAAGCGGAAACCUGGGGCUGGAUGUGGAAGCAGAUCCAGCAGGCGGACCUCUUCAUUAGCCAUCCUGUGAGCGUCUUCGUUCCGGAGGAUGUUCCUGCUGAGAAAGUGGGAUACAUGCCUGCUUCGACCGACUGGCUGGAUGGGUUGAACAAGAACAUGCAAGACUGGGAUAUUGCCUUCUAUGGCCGGAUUUUCAACUCGAUGUGCAGGAAUUCGGGCAUGCUCACGAUCAACUUCCCUGAGGAUGAGUACAUUGUCCAGAUUGCCCGAUUCGAUCCUUCCAAGGGUAUCAUUGACGUGGUGGAAUCAUACAAGAAGUUCUAUCAACGCUUCACAGCCUCUAUACCCGACAGCCAGCCACCGAAGCUAUUGAUCUGCGGACAUGGCUCCGUUGAUGACCCGGACGGAUCGCUGAUCUACGACUCUACUUUGUCGCACAUUGAGAACAACUGCUCCGAGAUUUCCGAUCAUAUCUGCGUCGUGCGUCUCGGCCCUUCGGACCAGGUGCUCAACGCGCUAUUAUCGAAAGCCAAGGUCGCUUUGCAGCUGUCGACGCGGGAAGGAUUCGAGGUCAAGGUGUCUGAAGCCAUCCACAAGGGUAAGCCAGUGAUCGCCACCAAGGCUGGAGGGAUCCCGCUGCAAGUGGCCGACAAGAAGAACGGAUUCCUGGUUGAAGUGGGCGACACUGAUGCCGUGGCGGAGCACUUGUAUCAACUGUGCACGGAUGAUGAACUGUACGAGCGCAUGCACAAGUACGCCUUGGAGCACGUAUGCGACGAGGUGAGUACGGUCGGCAACGCGUUGAACUGGCUCUAUCUCGCUUCGAAGCUCUCCAAAGGGGAGGAAGUCAAGCCAAACAAGCGGUGGAUUAAUGAUAUGGCUCGCACCGAGGCGGGACAGGAGUACACGGGCCAAGAAGACCGACUGAACCGGUUUGACCUGUAGUCGAGCAGUGCCAUGCAUGACGAAUGUUUUUCAUUUCUUUUUUGUUUGUUUUUUUUUUUUUUUUUUUUUUUUUUUUUUUU
This is a messenger RNA of Aspergillus saccharolyticus JOP 1030-1, 2207 nucleotides long. RefSeq names its product putative trehalose synthase (Ccg-9) (gene ccg9). Gene Ontology annotation, molecular function: glycosyltransferase activity. Bases 55 to 2127 code for a protein of 690 amino acids. The record is from RefSeq and is a predicted model, not a curated record. The transcript has 6 exons. NCBI's taxonomy places the organism in Eukaryota, Fungi, Ascomycota, Eurotiomycetes, Eurotiales, Aspergillaceae.